GGUGCAUUGUUUAAAAGAUUCAUGAAAGAAACUACCUUGUCUGUGCCUGCGCCAGAUCCAGUGAUUCAGAAAGCACUCAGUAUCCAGCAAGACAGUCGCACACUGACUGACUGGACAUGAGGAGAGCGAUGGCCAGGCUGGGGCUGGGGCUGAUGCUGCUGGCACCUCUCCUACCCACGCAGAUUUAUUCAAAUCAAACAACCGUCGUAACACUUCCAGGUAACUCCUCCCAGAAUACCUCAGCUGCCCCAAAUCCAGCUAAUGCCACCACCAAGGCCGUUGGCAGUGCCCUGCAGUCAGCAGCCAGUCUCCUUGUGAUCUCGCUUUCUCUUCAUCUCUACUGUUAG
Molecule: messenger RNA, 347 nt
Organism: Tupaia belangeri chinensis (Chinese tree shrew)
Lineage: Eukaryota; Metazoa; Chordata; Mammalia; Scandentia; Tupaiidae
Product: signal transducer CD24
Exons: 1
Coding region: 117-347 (76 amino acids)
Biological process (GO): cell adhesion; regulation of cell-cell adhesion; cell activation
Cellular component (GO): membrane raft; external side of plasma membrane
Molecular function (GO): protein tyrosine kinase activator activity
Source: RefSeq, a predicted model, not a curated record